GUUACGACCCAGGUAAUGUAUCCCUUCUCUCCAUCUCUUUCCUCUCCCUCCUCCUCCUCCUCCGGUUUCCUCUCCUCCUCCUCUUUCUUCUCUUCCUCCCAUUUAUCUUCCUCCUCUCCCUCUUCCAAUUCAUUCCUUCGUCCUCGGUCCUCUUUCAUUUCCUCUCCCUUCUCUUCCUCCUCCUCUUCCUCUUCCUCCUCCUCCUCACGGAAGAAGCCAUGGUGGAGGAGUCUUCCCUCUCUCUUCCGGCGCUUCUUUUCUUCCUCUUCCCUUCGCCGCCGCCGCCUCUUCCCCCUCAACAAACAUCCUCCUCCUCCUCCUCCUCCUCCUCCUCUUCCUCAUUCACUGUUCCGUACGGCUGCUCCUCCUCCUCAUCUUCCUCCUCAUCUUCCUCUUACAUCUAAACGCGUGCUGUCACUUUCUAUCUCCUCCUCCUCCUCCUCCUCCUCUUCCUCCUCCUCCUGGGCGUGCUGUACCUGUGGCCGCUGUGGGAGGUGCUGUUCGUGCUGUGUGUGCUGCGACAGACACAAACAGAAGGCCCUCCACGCUGCUUGGUUCACCUGGCUGCAAAGAAGUGUGACCGCCGGAACUGGAGGCGGAGGCGGCGACGGAGGCGGUGGUGGUGGUGGCGACGGGAACUCCUGUGGGCGGUGCGGUGGUGGGUUCAGUCUUUUCUUCAACAAGCGGGUCUCGUGCGGCGGCGGCUGUGGGCUCGCUGUGUGCCGGCGGUGCGCCCCCUGGUCCCCCGCGGCCAAAGCGUACGUGUGUGGCGUGUGUGCUGCUGCCGCCACGCCCGCUGCGCCUGCCACGCCCUCCCCUGCUUGUGGUGGUGGUGCUGUAGGGUCUGGGAGUGAAGAGCAGCAGAAAGUGGAAGCGGGUGUUCGUUCCCACAUCGAAGCUUUAGUGGAAGGGCAGGUUGGGGGGCCCUUAGAUCCCGUCAGUGCCACCCCUAACACUACACACCCCCUCCAGCGGCGGCUGUUCAGCACCCACCACGCUGCCCUCAGCACGGCCAUAGCGCGCCUCAACCACUCCCUGCAGAUGUCCAUACUCAACCGGCCCCUGCCCCCCGAGGAGCUCCCCACCACCCGCCACACCCAGCUGACUGAUCACGUGACGCAGGUGCUCCGCGACGCCAUGAUCCUCCCCAGACAGAUGGAGGGUUACGACCCCGCCGUGUCCCCGGAGACCCCCGUGGAGGACUUCAACUCCCACACCUACGAGGACAUCCUGGCCACGGCUAUCCUCAACAAGGUGCUGGAGUCCUGUGACGGGAAGCGGCCCAGCGAAGUGACGAUUGAGGUGAGCCACGAUGUCGCCAGCACGGACACGGACAGCGGCAUGUCAGCAGGAGGGGCGAAGGAGAGCCGCCGCGGCCGUCACAAGAGCGAGGCUGGGUCCGAGGGCAGCGAGGAGAGGUCACUAACGCCCCCCGCCCGCCACGCCCCCCACCGCCCCCCCACGGCCAGCCCGGACCAGGGGGUGGUGACGGACGAGUGCUGGGGCCCCGCCCACGCCGCCCUCGACGCGCCCCUGCAGUUCAAGAUCGAGGAGCACGUUGAGGAGGUCACCACACACCACGUGACAGACGACGACGAGGACGAGGACGAGGGUGAUGUCAGUGACUCCGGCGGGUCGUGGCACGGCUCCCGAGGGUCGCUGGAGGAUCGGCGGAGGACGCGGCGCCACAAGAAGGUGUCCCAGCACUCGGUGACGCAAGACCCCCUCGUGUCCUGCCUGCCCGUGGCCCUGCCUGACCCCGCCCAGGUGACCUCCAGGCGGGUGUCCUUCCCUGAGCUGGGGCGGGACAUUAUACAAGACUCUUGCUCAGACAGUGAGUGCUGUGAGGUGAGUCCCGGCGACAUGGUGGUCGACGCAGACUCCUGGGAGGAGAACUGGCUCUUCCGCCGGCACCGCCUGGCGGGGAACCACGCCUCAGACCCCGUCACCAUGCUCAUCCCCAACCCCGAGGACCACGUCACCCCCACCGUAGGAAACAGAGACGUUGAUGAGCUGUCAGAGUUGUCUGAGCAGCGGUCGGUGGGCAGCAGCGAGCCAUGGAGUGACAGUGACGGGGAGGGCGAGGGGCUGUACCCGAGCCCCCACACUGCUGCCUCUCGGGAACUCUCCAUGCUGGCAGGAGAGAUUGUUGCUGAGUUUGGGCAGCAGGACAGAGAGUACACCGUCGACUACAGCUCAGCGAGUCGUGUGUCUGCUAGAAGAUCCCCCCUCCCCCAUCACCUCUCCCACAACACUCCCUCACGCCCCCACACCCUGCCCCAACACACCCGACACCCCAGUGAACACUACAAUGGGAGGCCAGCCAGAGGGUCUCCCAGGGACUCUGAAUCAGUGUCAGACAGUGAGCGGCCCAUCCCCAAGCCCAGAAACCUCUCCCUCGCCACCACACCAUCCUCCAGAGCGUCUGACAAGUCCCCUCCCAAGACCCUGACCUCCCCAGUGGAAGACCUGACCAUCCUGAGUCCACCCUUGGAGGUGCCGCUCCCCAGUGAAGCCAAGAGCAGCAGCGAGACUGUCUGGUUUGUGGAGACGCCCCAGGACUGCAUUGUGCCUCAAGGUCGCACACUCAGGCUCUCCUGCGCCCUCAACACCAAGAGGCCCAUGGGGAUAACCUGGUACCACAACGGGUCGCUGGUGCGUGCCGGGCAUCAGGAGGCGUGGGCGUGGCGGCGAGGCCCCACGCACCACCUCCACCUCUACAACAUGACUCCCAAUGCUGCUGGAGUGUACGCCGCCGCCGCCUACACCACCUCACACUGUGUCUGGGCGUUCUGCCGAGUGCACUACAAAGCCAGCGCACGGCCAGGUAAGCGGCCCACCUUCACCAAGGGCCUGACGGACACCACAGUGGAGGAGGGUGGGGAGCUGAGCCUUCAGUGCCAGGUGCAGGGCCACCCAGAGCCUCGGGUCAUCUUUUCCCACGGCAAGCACCUGUUGGAGCCGUCCUCUCGCCUGGCCAUAGAGAGUGACCAGUACGGGACGUGGACACUGCGGCUCACAGACUGCACGCUGGCUGAUGCUGGGGAGGUGACUGCCACCGCCACCAGCACCCUUGCCACCACCACCUGCAGGUGCCAGGUGAAGGUGCUUCCCGAGGGCACACCACUGCCACGCCAGGAUGGCUCUCGACUGUCUCGGCCACAGUCCAACCAGCAGCUCAAGGGGAGGCCAGACAGCAAGCCCACCCACAGGACACCCCCAGCUGGCCCUCACCCAACAGACAACUCAUCCCGCACACAUUCCACCAACGCAUUAACCACAUCGUCUCGCCUCAAGCUUGAGGAGCCAUUAACCAAACCCCCAGGUGUACACAGCGGUGACGGGGAGCAGGAGGACAUCCAGCAGGUGCCCACCAAGCCAGGUACUGGCCCGGGAGAGUCUGGCAGCCUUGGCAGAGCCUUGGAGGAGGUGCAUGACCCCGGGACCAUUCUGGAGGGCCAAGGAAGUCCACUGGUGCUGUUGUCUAAUGCUGCCAUUGCUUCAGAGGCUAGUGUGCAUGAGGAACUAGAUGCGGUAGACUGUGCUGGUGGUGGUGGUGAUGGUGGUGGUGGUGGAGUUGUGGGAGUCCUGCCCGGUCAGUACGGCCAGGCAUCUAGUAGGCUUGGGCAGCACUCCUCAAUAGUUGACAAGGAAACCUGUGACUUGGGUGCUUCUGGUGCUGACCCUUUGCCCUCCCCCUCUGUACAUGGUGCUAGCCUCAACCUUCACUACAGCCCGUCAAGCCACGAUGACAAUACCUCUUCCUCCUCUUCCUCUGACAAUGGUGAUAAAGAGAGUGACGAGGACCUAACAUUGACAAAGUCCUGCGAUCUCCACACCUCAAAGUUUCUCAACACCACAGUAGCCCAAAGCCCCCGUACUAACCCUCCGGCCCCUCCCUCCGCCCCCCACACUGAUAAGCUGCAUGCCUCUAGCUCCCUUGAGGAUUCCUGCCUCCAUAAAUAUGAAGGACGCCCUCAGGACUCUCCACCUUCUGCAUCCACGCUUGCUGCCCCUCAGCCUGCCCCAGGCACCAUAGCAGACCGGGAACACCGCAAGUGGGAGGCUGCUGUGCCACUCCCCAACAACCCUUACUCCCCCGAGCGCCUCACACUCCGGCUCUCACACUCCCGCCCCCCGGACCACCCCCUCCAGCCCCGCCAUGCCCCUUCUGUAGAAUUUCCCGGGGGUGACGAGGUGGACCUGGACCCCAGCCUACGGGACGGCAUGCCUCCCCAGGAAGACCUCAGAAGGUACAGUCGGGACUACUACGUGGGCGGCAGCACCUCCAAAACAGCACCGCGAGGCAGGAACCACAAUGCAAGUCACCCCAAACACCCUCAGAGUCAAUCCCCAGCCUCCAACCCACACCAGCUGACCAACGGACACUACUCCCUGCCCAGCGCCACCCAACAAGUCACAAAGAAUGGCCAGGAGAUCAGAAUUGCAGUGGGCAGCCACAGCAGCAGCAGCAGCAGCCAGGAGGGGGAGCACCACAAGGACGGCCGGUGGAAGCCCCAGCCUGGGACGGAGAGUCUUGGGGAGGUGGAGUCCUGCAGGGCUGGAGAUUGGAAGGACGAACUCAAGGAUAUUCAGGCAGCCCGUGUGGAGCAGGAGGUUGCCCGGCUGCAGCGAACCAUCGAGGAGACACAGCGCCGCUGGGAGACCUACGCCCGCCACGCUCCAGGGCGGGGCACCACUGUCCUCUCUGAUGGCUCCGUAGAGCAGCUCCACCACCCCCGGCCUGAGGCAUACCUGGUGCCCCCUCGACACGACUUGUGGCGGACAGUGAGUGAGGACACCAUAUCCGUGCCCCUGAAAGAGGCGCCCUCUGAGCAGCCGCUCCUGCGCCACAUCAGCAUGGACAACAUCCGUCCUGCUGCCAAGGUCUCCAACAUCCACCCCCUUGCCCACCACCCCCACCAGAGCACCACCAGCAUGAACUCGGUGAGCAGCAGCCUUGACGGGCCUCCUCCAGCCCACUUGGGAAGGUCUGUAGAGAGUGUGGGCGGAUACAGCGACCGAGAUGCCCUGGACAGCGACGGGUCUCUCCAAACCCCAGAGGAGUCACUGACACUCCCCUCGGUCAGGAGGCUCGCCUCUAAGUUUGACUCUGCCCCCCAGAAAGUGAACAACUUGGACAAGCACGGCAAAAGCAAUUCUCUAACCUACUCCGGCAAAAACAUCCAAAGUGGCGGCCGGACCAGCCAGGGCGACCGCGCUGCCUUCACCAACAACCUCAACAAGGGCACCGAGAAGCCCUACACCAUGAAGGAGGUCCACAGCCUCACCGCCCGCAGCAUGCCUCUCCGCAUCAGGGAGGGUCUGCGUGCUGGUCCUGCCUCCUUCCUUCCCCAGGGGCAAUCAUCCCCUGCCAGAGAUGCCCCCUCCCCUGAGCAUCUGGGCAUCCCCUGGGGUCCUGCAGCCAUUCCUACCCGUCCUGCCCAGGUACCCGGGGACACCAGCGACGACUCCUCUGCUCCUCCAGGCUCCCCGCGCCGGGCACCCCGCAGGAAGAGUGGGGGCAAGCGGGAGCACCCAGGCUGGUGUGCACACCCCGAGGCCCUCAAUGACCCGGCUGUCAAGGUGGCUACAGACAGCUACUGCUGAAGCGUGGGAUUGCUUGUGCUUACUCUCCUACGGCAGACCAGUGUUACAUGUGAAAGUUGCUCUACCAGGUGUGGGAGUGGACUUUCAGGACAACACACUGAAGGAGCCAGUUCAUGAGUGGGCUUAGAAAAGCUGGUGACUGUGAUAUGACAAGAGCAACUGGCUUCUUGCACCCUCUGAAUAUUUAAAAAGUUGCUGUUUGUGAUUCCUUUGAAGGAAAGGACUGCAUCAAAAUAGCUAAUCAAAUUUUGAAAUUACCACUGCCUUAUUGUAGCUGACAUAAUAUUUCUCAGAGCGGUGAUGAUUGAUGUUUUACUGAAUAGUAAAUUUCUUGUGCAGCAGAUCGCCAGAUUGCUCUUUAAGUAGUGUGCGAACAAUCUCUGUGGACUUGGACACAAUGGAGAGUUUGAAAGUGACGUGCUAUGUUACAUAUUCUACUUUCAAAGUUGAAAUAUGAAAGGAACGGAACAAUAAACAAACUACAGUACAUUUGUUUGAAAAUGACAGGAGUAAACAGAACAAUGUCUGUCCUGUCUUGUAUGACUGAACACUCAGCACUUUGGAGACUGAGUACAAAGGCUGCAAAGAACAAUGGUUACAUUAUACUCUGGUGCUCAGCAAGAUUUGCAGCGCAGUUCACGGCUAAUGGAAGUCUUCAAACUUGAGUUUGGCCUCUAAAUCAAGCUCGCUUCGUUCAAUUUUUGACAUUCAAUGUUUCAAAAGUAAUGUAGAAACAUGGAGCAGCAACAUUAAUUCCUGGUGUUGGCAAUUCCCUGAUUUAUAAAAAGUGUUGUGCAGCUCCACCUGUUUUUGCUUAAUGGUGUAAGGUAGUUUUGUGAAGUUUCCUGUUCAAAAUACUAAUCAUAUUUGUAUUUAUACGUAAACCAAUGAAUAAGCAACUUCACAAAACUACAAUAUUACAUCAUAAAAACAGUUGUAGUCUGCUUCAUCCAGGGAACUGUUGAUGCUUCCAAUCAAUUUCAUUCAUGCCUUCAGAGCUGCAGACUCUCACACAUGCAUCUAAAAGCCCACAAGACCGAGUUACUCAGAGCUUCUAUGUUUGUCAGAAUAUAUUCCUCCCUGAGAAGAGAUUAGAAAAGGAUGAUCAUAGGGAGCAAGAUGUGGAAGGUGUGGAGGCACUAACACAAAAGGCCCCACUGUGUACUCAGCCUGGAGGUGGCUGCACAGGAUGCUGUUAACCCCUUUACUCCGGCGACGCCGACGUCACCGUAGGGAAAGGGUUAGUCCUCUUCUAAACCUCUUAAGAGGAAAUGGAAGAGGAUUAAGAGGAAUUUAAAGGAGGAUUGAGAGGUUUAGAAGAGGAUUAAUCCUCUUCCAAUUCCUCUUGACCCUUUCCAUACUGUGACGCCGACGUCUGCGUCAUGGAUGGAAAGGGUUAAGACGUGAAAUUUGUAUACCUUAGACAACAACACCUAAAUCUAUGUACAGUCGGGAAAAAAAGUUUGAACACCCAUUGGUCGAUUGAACAGAAUUUUAGCAAAAUCUAUAGACACAGUGUUGUGUCAGUUAGGCGGCACCAGUGGCUGGUGUCUGUCCAUUGGUCCCCACCUAACCAGGCGAUGUCUUUACAUCAGCCCACGGGUGCUAGAUAUUUCUGACGACUGAACACUGAUUAAUAUCCUUUACAUCAUGUACAAUUCAAUUUAAAAUAUUUUAAACAGCUAAAAUAAUCAGGGCCAAAAAAAUUUAAGUGGUAUGAGUCAACAGUUUGCUUCCCUCACUGCAGUUUUGGAUCCAACUACUGGAGUUAAUCUUCUUGAUUGCAUAUGGACUUACAAUGUAUUUUAUUUCUACCUUGUCAUCAUACACUGAACAUAUGAAGAACAAUAUUUGCCUGAAAAAAGUAUUGCACAAACAGCUAAGACUAAGGUUCCAAUUACUGUCAAGUUCAAGACUUUACUUGUGAGUCAGUGGCUUGCACUCGCUGAAGAGUUAUAAACUUGGGUCGCUACAUUCUUGGCUGUGUACAGAAUUUUGACGUUUCUUUAUCUUCUUGGUAUUCCCUGAUGUGACCCAAAACUUGAAUACUACCUUGUAUUGUUUGUAAAUUCUUAUUGAAUGAUCCAAAUGUGUUGAACUUAACACAGAGGCGAUGUCACUUGUGUCCCAAGAUACUUAGGUAGCACCAUGAAAUGUGAUUGAUGUUGUUAGUAUUGGCAGCAGUGCUGUGGCAGACGUGUCUAUGUUCAGGUGCCUUUCAUGAGUUCUGUAACAAACUGCCUUAUGUGUAGAUGAUUUCUGAUGCAUAGUUGUGUGUGAAAUAUAUAUUAUAUUGAAAGUUAUUUAUCAAACUAUGGAACUUUAGAGAUAGUAGGCAAUUUAGAAAAGUUUGUAGCAUGGAAGGGUGACUUUGUUGAAGAUGCCACUCAGUAUCCUACACAAUGUCUUGUGUUGUGUUGUCAGGGGACUUGAGUGAGGAUGGAGGUGCAGGAUGAGGUGGACUUUAGGGAUGGCCAAGAAGGUAAUCCUAAGCUACUGCUACUUUACAUAUUAUGCAUGGGCCUCUUGUAGCAAUGGGAGAGAACUGUAUCUAGUUUGUGUAUGUACCACCCCAUUUCUCUGUUCUACAGCCGUGCUGUUGAAGUAAACAGCUGGCAAUCAUAACUGUCUUGUAGCUAUUUUUACAUUUUGUAUAUUUGUACAUACUGAACUGUCAAGCAUAAUUUUAAAAAGGCUCAGUUUUAGGCUUACUCAUUUCAGUGCGCUGCACUUGAAUAUUCCAAGCUUUAUGGGACCCAACGUGAGGAUGAUGUAGGCGUCAUCAUUACAUGUGUAAAUGUGUUGUGUCUGGAAUGAGCAGACUAAAUGCUGUAGAUUGCCAUAGCAUUUCUAUGCAAAAACUUCCUUAUUAAUACUGUACAGUGUGCAGCAAUAUCAUCAAAACAUCAUGCUAAUCGAGGCUUCAACAAUUGUCAGAAUGAAGUAGUGAACUUUUUUUUUCCCUCCAUGUACCACAGCCUGUUCAGACCAAGUGUUCCUCCGGCACCUGAGCAGCGUGCUUGGCUGGCUGCCUCCCUUGCCUCUCGAUCUCAUUGGUUUAUGUCAGCAAUGACUCGGUAUAAUGUCAUGUACCUACAUGUAAAAGUGGAUCUAACAUUUCAGACCUAUUCUUUCACUUGUAGUUUUCAUUAUUUCUUUACUUUUUGGUUUACUGAGUUGAGACAAGCAUAUUUAGGAUCUACAAUCACACUGCUACGAUUAAUGGUGUUGAGUGAAAUAAUUGCCUCUUGCACAAGAGUGGAGACAAGGUGAAUAAUAUUUAAAGAUGUAACACCAUGAGCAUGUGUGAGUGAUUGUCACCUCCAUAAGAGCCGAGAGAGGAUGCCAGCCAGUCAGCGGUGUUAGACACUGCUCAGACACCAGAGAAACAGUUGGUUUUAACAGACUAUAGUCAUUUUUAAUUUGCCUCUUCUUAUUGAUAGCAUAUUACCACCAGCCAUGGUGGUCAGCAUGACUGUUCACAAAUAUGUGGCCCCAAGUUUGAUUUUGACUUUCCCGGGCCAACCAGCUGUUCAUUCUCCUUUUCAGUCUAGUCGAUAAAUGGGUGCAUGGCAAAGAUGAACUGUAGUAACCUGGAUGUAGGACUUGCCCCGUAUCCUUGAGAGUUGGGUUUGUACCCACCACAGGCUCGGUCCAAUGGGCCUGAGAGGAGCAUCAAGGCCACAUACACCUGGCCCCAAGUUUACCUUUCCCUUAACACCAUACAGUUUUUUUGUAAAAUGCUCGUCAUAUUUACAUUUAUGUGCAAGCUGUAUGUAAGUCAGUGUUAGGUCUUAAAUUUUUCAAUAUUACAUAAAAAUCAUUAAUAGAUGAGGCAUGACUCACUGAAUAUGCUUAACUUAUGCUACUUAUUGAGGGGAAAUUCAUUAUGAAUGUGGCCCAGUAUUUCUCUUGGUGAAAUUAUACCUUUGUAAUGCAACUGGAACCCUCUCUGCCAACAUUGCAGAUGUUAAAAUACUUAGCAUUGGAUUUGUCUGAUAAAUAUAGUUUACACCCAAAUGAAAAUGUGAUGAUUAUUUUUUUCAGAAAACGUACAAUGUUAAGGUAUAAAGAUAAAGUUUGGGGCUUACACUAAAGCUGUGCACGGCCUCAGUGCAUCUGUCACCUUGACCCUUGAGCCUGUGGCAGGUAAUGACCCAUUGCCCCGGACACAGGGCCAGUGUGAAAUCUGGGUUGCCACAGUUUACUUUCCCCAGGUUUGCCUGAAUGGGUUUUGCGCUGACUGCUCAGGCUGGGAUUCAAACCCAGACCUGAGAAUUUUGAGCUAGGCGUGCUAACCACUCCACCAAAGAGGCACGUAAUGUUCAGGCAUGCUGAUCUAAUUACCCAAAACAUAAUGAGCCGGCAAUGUUACAGAAUUACGAUGCACCUCACAGCAGAAACAGGAGCCGCUGCUCACUAUUCUACUUCAUCCAUGGAAUUGUUGAUGCCAGGAAUUCCUAAAUAUUUGCUAGUAAUCAACUUUCACCUAAACAAAACAAAACCUAGAAUGAAUGUUAGGAACAAAACUGUGAUUUCCCUUCCCUAUGACACUCUCCACCUCCCCCUGAACACCCCCGUGGUCCUGUCAACUAAGUCAUGAAGAUAUUUCACUCCUGGUUUGAUAGAUGCAGGAAAUGGUGCAUAGUCACUCAGCUCAUCAAUUAUGCUCAUGGUGAAAUAUGGUUGUAAAUUGCAUAAUCAAAAUAUGACCUUUUGUCAAGUAAGUUAACUUUCGUUCUGUUGUGCUCCGUGGGCCAUCUUUGACAAGGGGCCGUUCAGCAAGACACUUUUCCCGUGCCGUCCAGAUCUGAUUGGACAUGGCGAUAAUUUCAAUUUGGAUCAGGGUAUAAGUUUACCUCCUACAAAAUGUUUCUUUUAUAUUUAAACACACACAAAACUAAUUAACACCUAAAAUAACUUUAAUCUAAGUUGCUCUAGUUUUUUUAAUGUGUAUAUGACUUUCCUGUGGUGGUGGUGCACUGUGUAGGUGCAGGAGAAUCGAACAAGAUCUAAUACUUCAUUCAUUUAAAUGAGUGUAGUUUAAAUAAACACUCAUGUAUACAUAUAUAUUGUUUUGCUAGUCUGUCUGAAUUAAAAAUAUUACUGUAGCCACAAACAUGGAAAGCUACAUUUUAGGCUGUACAAUGUGAAGCACCUUAUUGUAGAAGGAUAACUUUAACUGUUAAAGAAGUGUUCCCCACAAAUGUGUAGUACCCGUUGCCAACAUGUCCAAAGAGACGGUGUGUGUGAGGCUGGACGAAGGAAAAGUGCCCUGUUUAGCGGCCGAUGCAGUGAGGCGGAGAUCAUGCCUUCAUGGCACCAAGAAACUCAACAAAAUGUGCACCUUUUACUAUUACUGAACAUUAAGAAAAAGAGUAAUCACUUCAAUACUGAACAUUAAUUUCUCAAACUUUAAUUACUUCUUCCCAAACCACAGUGAAGGAGAGUACGUACCUACUGAUGAAUGGUUUGGUUUGCUGAGCGGGAUGUCGUGUCUUACAACCUUGGAGUGGGAGGGAUGGGAGUUUCUGCUUCCAGACUACAGAGUACUUAUAAGAGCUUCCUUUAUUCUGGUAUUGAGUGCCAUAACUUGUCAUUCUGGUUGUCUUCUUAGAUUAAACAUAGUAUAGUUCCUGCUUAUCCUGUGAGGAUGUAAAACUUCAUUAAUCAACUAUAUAAAUAUAUGCAGUGC
Eriocheir sinensis (Chinese mitten crab) is the source of this 11305-nucleotide messenger RNA. RefSeq lists its product as uncharacterized. Lineage: Eukaryota; Metazoa; Arthropoda; Malacostraca; Decapoda; Varunidae. The record is from RefSeq and is a predicted model, not a curated record. The coding region runs from base 16 to 5610 and encodes 1864 amino acids. The transcript has 24 exons.